GUGCAGCCGCGCCAAGUGCAGGAUGGCGGCGGCAGCAGCCGCGCCGGGUGUCAGGCUCCGGGACUGCUGCAGCCGGGGCGCCGUGCUCCUGCUCUUCUUCUCCCUGUCUCCUCGGCCUCCAGCCGCCGCCGCCUGGCUGCUGGGCCUGCGGCCUGAGGACACUGCUGGAGGCCGCGUGUCUCUGGAAGGGGGCACUCUGCGCGCGGCCGAAGGCACCAGCUUCCUCCUGCGCGUCUAUUUCCAGCCCGGGCCCUCAGCGCCCUCAGCGCCAGUGCCCUCACCCACCCUCUCUCCGGGGGAGAACGGCACCGGCGACUGGGCUCCGAGGCUCGUGUUUAUCGAGGAGCCUCCAGGCGGGAACGGCGUGGCGCCCAGCUCAGUGCCUACGCGGCCCCCGGGACCGCAGCGCUGCCGGGAGCAGAGCGACUGGGCGUCGGAUGUGGAAGUCCUCGGGCCCCUGCGCCCCGGGGGCGUGGCGGGCUCUGCCCUGGUCCAGGUGCGGGUGCGGGAGUUGCGCAAAGGCGAGGCAGAGCGGGUCGGCGCGGGCGGUGGCGGGAAGCUCUUCUCGCUGUGCGCCUGGGAUGGGCGCGCUUGGCACCACCACGGCGCCGCCGGCGGCUUCCUGCUGCGCGUCCGCCCGCGGCUCUAUGGCCCGGGUGGGGACCUGCUGCCCCCCGCGUGGCUGCGGGCGCUCGGGGCGCUCCUGCUGCUGGCCCUGUCUGCCCUGUUCAGCGGCCUGCGCCUCAGCCUGCUCUCGCUGGACCCGGUGGAGUUACGGGUGCUGCGGAACAGCGGCUCGGCCGCCGAGCAGGAGCAGGCGCGCCGCGUGCAGGCCGUGCGCGGCAGGGGCACCCAUCUGCUCUGCACCCUGCUCCUGGGCCAAGCCGGAGCCAACGCCGCCCUAGCCGGCUGGCUGUACGCCUCGCUGCCUCCGGGCGUCGGGGGCCCAGGCGAAGACUACGUCGAGGCGGGGAUUCACUUCCCGUGGCUGCCUGCGCUCGUGUGCACCGGCGCCGUGUUCCUGGGGGCUGAGAUUUGCCCCUACUCCGUCUGUUCGCGCCACGGGCUGGCCAUUGCGUCUCACAGCGUGUGCUUGACCCGGCUCCUCAUGGCGGCCGCCUUCCCCGUGUGCUACCCUCUGGGUCGCCUGCUGGACUGGGCACUGCGCCAGGAGAUCAGCACCUUCUACACGCGGGAGAAGCUGCUGGAGACACUGCGGGCGGCAGACCCCUACAGCGACCUUGUGAAGGAGGAGCUUAACAUCAUCCAGGGCGCGCUGGAGCUGCGCACCAAGGUGGUGGAGGAGGUUCUGACCCCGCUCGGGGACUGCUUCAUGUUGCGCUCCGACGCCGUGCUGGACUUCGCCACUGUCUCCGAGAUCCUGCGCAGUGGCUACACUCGCAUCCCGGUGUACGAAGGCGACCAGCGGCACAACAUUGUGGACAUUCUGUUUGUCAAGGACUUGGCCUUUGUGGACCCCGACGACUGCACCCCACUUCUCACUGUCACCCGCUUCUACAACCGGCCCCUGCACUGUGUCUUCAAUGAUACACGCCUGGACACGGUGUUGGAGGAAUUUAAGAAAGGAAAAUCUCACUUGGCUAUUGUCCAGCGGGUGAAUAAUGAGGGAGAAGGGGACCCCUUCUACGAGGUGAUGGGCAUUGUCACACUGGAGGACAUCAUUGAGGAGAUCAUCAAGUCAGAGAUCCUGGACGAAACGGACCUCUACACUGACAAUCGGAAGAAGCAGCGGGUCCCCCACCGGGAGAGGAAGCGGCAUGACUUCUCCUUAUUCAAGCUUUCCGACUCAGAGAUCAGGGUGAAGAUCUCGCCCCAGCUUCUUUUGGCCACACACCGCUUCAUGGCCACAGAAGUAGAGCCCUUCAAGUCUCUGUACCUUUCGGAGAAGAUCCUGCUCCGGCUCCUAAAGCAUCCCAAUGUGAUCCAAGAACUGAAGUUUGAUGAAAAGAACAAGAAGGCCCCAGAACACUACCUCUACCAGCGCAACCGCCCUGUGGACUACUUUGUGUUGCUUCUUCAGGGUAAAGUAGAGGUGGAGGUUGGAAAGGAAGGCCUUCGCUUCGAGAAUGGAGCCUUCACCUACUAUGGGGUCCCAGCCAUCAUGACCACUGCCUGCUCAGAUAAUGAUGUGCGGAAGGUUGGGAGCCUGGCUGGAUCCUCGGUUUUUCUGCCUGUGUCUGUGUCACGUACCUUCGCCUUCAGCAGAGGGGACUCUCUGGCAGGCUCACCAGUAAACCGGUCCCCUUCUCGCUGCAGCGGCUUGAAUCGCUCUGAGUCUCCGAACCGCGAACGCAGCGACUUCGGGGGGAGCAGCACCCAGCUCUGCGGCAGCAACAACAACCUGUACACGCCCGACUACUCAGUCCACAUCCUCAGCGACGUGCAGUUUGUAAAGAUCACCCGGCAGCAGUACCAGAACGCACUGACUGCCUGCCACAUGGACAGCUCCCCCCAGUCCCCUGACAUGGAAGCCCUCACGGAUGGGGAUUCCACCAAGGCCCCCACGACCCGGGGCACUCCGCAGACACCCAAGGACGACCCUGCUGCCGUCUCAUUCCUGAACCACAGGAGCAGCCUACCAUGCAGCCGCUCAGAUGGGCUCAGAAGCCCGGGCGAGGUGGUAUACGUGAGGAUGGAGGAGCUCGCCUUCACUCAAGGAGACCCAACCGACUUCGAGGAGCAGAGCACACAGCAGCUGUCACUGUCUCCGGCCGCUGGUCCCACACAAACAGCGUCAGAUAAGGAAUGUUUCAACAUCAACGUGGAUUCAGAGACCAGCCCUUGCCGUAGCGACUUUGAGGAAACUAUGGGCAAGAAGCUGCUGAGAACCCUGAGUGGCCGGAAAAGGAAGCGGUCGCCAGAUGGAGAGCGAGCCUGUGAGGACAGCUCCAACCUCACGCCUCUGAUCACCUGAGCAGAGAGGGCAGCAGUGGCUGGGCGUGGAGGAUUCCAGAGCUUUGGGGAGAUCCCGUCCCCACCCCCUGCUCCCCACUCCCGGGGCCUCCCCCAGGUGACAAGGCCUUCUGCCUUCCUAGCCACUGUUCUGCCCCCAGCUGUCCAUUUGGCAGAUCUCCCCUCUCUGCCUCCAACUUGACUGCGAGCCUUGCCGCGG
Molecule: messenger RNA, 3133 nt
Organism: Ochotona curzoniae (black-lipped pika)
Lineage: Eukaryota; Metazoa; Chordata; Mammalia; Lagomorpha; Ochotonidae
Gene: CNNM1
Product: cyclin and CBS domain divalent metal cation transport mediator 1
Exons: 12
Coding region: 23-2935 (970 amino acids)
Biological process (GO): magnesium ion homeostasis; transport
Cellular component (GO): plasma membrane
Molecular function (GO): transmembrane transporter activity
Source: RefSeq, a predicted model, not a curated record